AGCAACAGUUGCCCUGGUGAGGACGAGGCGCCAUAGCCACGGUAGCCCUGGCGACAAGAACCCGGCAACGAGAAUCAACAACAACAACGACUGAAACGGCCAUAAAUUUAAAAGACGACAUUUUACCGCCAGGAAAAACACACGUGGAACCACAGGUGAAGUCCACACUGGGGACAUUUGACGUCCAUUACUAGAUGACAUGAAGUGCGCUUUUUUACCCUUGUUGUUUCUGUAGCCACAAUAGACAGCUGGAUUCUAUCACAUUACUCUUGAAGCUAACGAAAAUUUGUCGUGUGGCAUUUGCCGAGUGCGCCCACUCGUCUUUGGGUUGUCAGUGAAUUGUCUGCCUGCCUGCCUGCCUGCCGUGACGACGCAGCCAACGGAUGCUGCGGGCCGUUGUUAUGGCGAUGUCAAAAGCGAAAGGGUGAUCCCCCAACCUGUGUAAUGGCCACCUCAGGCUACGUCAGCGAGAUCCAGCCAGCGGCCCAGUCACAAGGGGCUGUUGUCACCUCUGGGCAGCCUGACGCCAACUCUACACCUGCAACUGCCCCCCAGUUCCUCGCCGAGAUUCAGUCAACUGUGGUCACCCCUACCGUUGUCACAUCCACAGCCCAAACUGCACCCGGACCUGAACAAACCACUUCAAUCAGCACUCAGAAGCCGACUGCAGGUAGUCAAACCCAGACCGCAGCUCCAGCACAGCCCGCUCAGACUCAUUAUGUGACGGCGGAAAUCCAAGGCUCUCCCACACAGUCUGGAAACGGACAAAGCGCUCCCCAGUACAUCGUUGUUACAGUUACAGAGGGUUCCCUUCACUCAAGCGACAGUGUAUCUGACUCCAGUUCCCCUCCAGCUGCCGUACAGACGGGAGUUCCCACGCAAGUCGUUCAACAGGUCCAAACAGCCCAGCAGAGGUCUGUAGUGCAGGCCACCUCGCAGAUAGCCAAGACCGAGCCUGGCACACAGCUCAGUGUCACUAGUCUACAGCCAGUUCAUAUCAGCCCAGAGGUCCAACAGCAGUUGACCCCGGUGCAAGUGCAACAUGUGUAUACCAAUCCAGUGCAGUAUGUGGAAGGAGGAGAUAGCAACUACACCACCAGCACUAUUCGCUCCGGCACCUUCCCUUACACUGACACAGCCCUGUACACCCAGACCACCGCUGCCCAGUAUUAUGAAGGUCAGCCAACAUCAGGCUCGCAGUCCUCCACCCCUGGUACACCUCUAACUGUCUCUGUGACCGCUGGCACAACAGGAGCUGUAUCCAUGUUUGUGGCUCAGCCUAGCAGUGCAGCAGGGGGAGGGGCAACAGUGGUGUCCACAGGUGGCACCGCAAAUGGGUCAGGGGAUGGGGCGGGCACUAAUGGUGGCACCACUGGAAGUUAUGUGAUCCAGGGUGGUUACAUGCUGGGCAGCAGCAGUAGCAGCGGCGGGGCAGCUGGCAACAGUCAGAGCUACUCCCACACCGCCCGCGCCUCCCCAGCCACUGUGAGUAUAACAGAGGGCGAGGAGAGUAGCGUGCCGUCGGCAGACAAGAAGGUACAGUGGUUGCUGGACAACUACGAGACCGCCGAAGGAGUCAGUCUGCCACGCUCGACCCUCUACUGCCACUACCUGCUGCAUUGUCAGGAGCAGAAAUUGGAGCCUGUUAAUGCAGCCUCUUUUGGGAAACUCAUUCGAUCUGUUUUUAUGGGGCUACGCACACGACGGCUUGGCACACGUGGUAAUUCUAAAUACCACUACUAUGGGCUAAGGAUCAAGGCAGGCUCUUCUCUUCUCCGCCUAAUGGAAGAUCAGCAACAUCUUGCUAUGAGGCAGCAGCCCUUCUCACAGAAACAAAGCACUCUCUCCCUGAUCCCUGCUCCUCCAAUCAGGUUGAAGCCUGUGCAUAAAGUGGAGGGAAUGACCAACGGGACGGCAUCAGGAGCAGGCCAGCAGCAAAUUCAGCAGCCGGGUUCUGGACAAGUGGACAUCAGCACCCAGGUUCAGCAGUACCAGCAGUUCCUUGAUGCGUCCAGGACACUCCCUGAGUUCCCAGACAUUGACCUUCAGGGAAAGCCUCCUCCAGAGGGUAUUGAACUGGAUCACAUUAAGAGCUUUCAGCUGCUCUACAGAGAACACUGUGAGGCCAUUCUGGACGUGAUGGUCAAUCUUCAGUUCACCCUGGUGGAGACCCUGUGGAAAAGCUUCUGGAGGUUCAGCCAGAGUCAGGCUGGUGAUGCCACACUGGCUGUUCACGACGAGUCAGAAAAGCGUCUCCCGAAGUCCUGCCUUGUGCUGCUGUGCAAGUAUGAGCCUGUGUUGCGCUGGAGCCGUGACUGUGACAACAGCCUGUACCAGGGCCUGGUGGAAAUCCUCAUCCCUGAUGUCCUUAGGCCAAUCCCCAGUGCCUUAACGCAAGCCAUCCGGAAUUUUGCCAAAAGCCUGGACAGCUGGCUGACUAAUGCAAUGAUGAACAUCCCAGAGGAAAUGGUCCGCAUCAAGGUAACAUCAGCCAAUGCAUUUGCCCAGACGCUACGUCGCUACACCAGUCUUAACCACCUUGCCCAGGCAGCUCGCGCUGUCCUCCAGAACACGGCCCAGAUCAACCAAAUGCUCUCUGACCUCAACCGCGUUGACUUUGCUAACGUUCAGGAGCAGGCUUCAUGGGUAUGCCGCUGCGAGGACCGUGUUGUCCAGCGACUGGAGCAGGACUUCAAGCUGACCCUCCAGCAGCAGAACUCUCUGGAGCAGUGGGCUGCCUGGCUGGAUGGGGUGGUGUCCCAGGUGUUAAAGCCCCACCAACACAGCCCUACCUUCCCCAAGGCUGCCAAGCUGUUCCUGCUCAAGUGGUCCUUUUACAGUUCCAUGGUGAUUCGGGACCUGACUUUGAGGAGUGCUGCCAGUUUUGGCUCCUUUCACCUGAUCCGCCUUCUGUAUGAUGAGUACAUGUACUACCUGAUAGAGCAUAGAGUAGCACAGGCUAAAGGAGAGACCCCCAUUGCCGUCAUGGGAGAGUUUGCCAGUUUAGGACGAGGUCUAAACAUGCUGGAUCCUGACAAAGAAGAGGAAGAGGAAGAAGAGGAGGAAAGCGAUGAGGAAAGUCAGGAGUUAUCCCUGCCGUCAGAUGCUGUCGUGUUAGGAGACGAGUCUUUGGAGCCUCCCGCCAAGCUGGCCAGAACGGACCAGAGGGUCCUCUUUGCUGCAGGGUCAGCGGAUAACUAACUAAAAGGAUUCUACAAAAAGAAGACGUGUACAUACGUACAGCAGCUUUUGUAAAUGUGCACAGUUUUGCUGCAUCCAUCCUGCUUGGUGUGAGUCUCUCACCACUGAUUACACACACAAUUAGCUGGCUACAGAGGUGCAAUGUGCAUUUUGACCUUCAGUUGUAUGGGUAUGAGUAGAGUAAAUUUGUCCAGUCACUGCAUUGGCACUUAAUUAAGAGCCUGGCUUCCUGUCUGUGAAACUUGUGGCUAGAUUCUAGUGUCUUUGCUGUAUAGACAAAUCCAUGAUGAACACACUGUGCUGUGUGUCUGCAAGCAAACUGGGCCUUGUUUGCCAAAUGUAGUUCAUUUUACAGGAAAGUGGAUAUUUUUAGUCUGUUUAUCCUUUGCGCGUGUAUGUGCCCCGUACGUGUAUUUGAAUGAAAGUGGAGCUCAAAGCUUUGAAUUUCAUUUAUUGUGAGAGACAUGUUCGAUUUGAUUGCAUUUGUGGGUACUAGGAGUGCCUGUCACAGCUGCUACACACCUGUACAGAUAAAGCUACAGCUGAGGACUCCCAUUAGUUGCUGCAAAAAUCUCAUGUCUGUGUGUGUCACAUAUUUAUGUUCCCAAGUGCUUCAUUUUCAUUUUAAUUUAAAACAUUACUGUGCCCUCCUUUUCCUCUCAUUUAGUUUUUCCAUGUCUGUGCCAAGCCUGUUUGUGUGUUGAUCUUUGUUUUAAAUGAUUUCUCUGUGCCUGAGUAAGAA
Doryrhamphus excisus (bluestripe pipefish) is the source of this 3943-nucleotide messenger RNA. Lineage: Eukaryota; Metazoa; Chordata; Actinopteri; Syngnathiformes; Syngnathidae. The record is from RefSeq and is a predicted model, not a curated record.